Messenger RNA from Durio zibethinus, 1092 nucleotides. Its product is annotated as remorin 1.4-like. Lineage: Eukaryota; Viridiplantae; Streptophyta; Magnoliopsida; Malvales; Malvaceae. The record is from RefSeq and is a predicted model, not a curated record.
AUGAAAAAGCCAACAAAAAGAUAUUUUUCUCCUGGCCAUUAACUUUCACCUUUCAAUAGGAAACAACCCAGAAAGUCCGAAACUUAUUUUUUUGUUGAUGAUGCUGUUUAGAAAAGAUAGGAACAGCUGAAAGCUUGGCCUCAGUCACACUCUGCCAACGCAUAGUAGACCACUUGUACCUACCGUCCAGCUAAGCUCAGUCAAUCGAAGAAGCUACAGAUUCUUGUCACCGGAUUUUAGCAAUAACACAUGGCAGAGGAAGAACCCAAGAAGGUUGAAACCGAAACUCCUUCACAGCCUCCGCCGCCUGCUCCCGAACCAGCCGACGCUCCUCCAGACGUUGCCGAGGAAAAAUCCGUAAUUCCACCUCCUCCUACUGAAGAAAAGCGUGCUGAGUCUACGGAACUCGCAGUCGUCGAAAAGGUGGCGGAAUCGACUGAGAAGAAAAGCACGGAGGGUUCUGUUAAUCGAGAUGCUGUGCUUGCUAGAGUUGCGACAGAGAAGCGAAUUUCACUAAUCAAAGCUUGGGAAGAGAGUGAAAAAAGCAAAGCUGAGAACAAAGCUCAGAAAAAGCUUUCUUCUAUUGCGGCUUGGGAGAAUAGCAAGAAAGCAGCUCUGGAGGCUGAGCUGAAAAAGAUUGAGGAAAAAUUAGAGAAGCAGAAGGCUGAGUACGUGGAAAAAGUGAAAAACAAGGUGGCCUUAAUCCACAAGGAAGCCGAAGAGAAGAAGGCAAUCGUUGAAGCAAAGCGUGGGGAAGAUCUUCUCAAGGCAGAGGAGUCCGCUGCAAAGUACCGUGCCACGGGAACUACUCCAAAGAAGAUCAUUGGUUGUUUUUGAGGAUAAAAUUCCUCAAAAAGUCUGGAUUAGAAAAUUGGGUCAUUUGUAUAUUUUCUUUUUAAGAGGUCAUUUGCCAAUUUUAAAUGUGUUUGUUUGAUUUUUAUGUUGAAGCAGUGGCCAUUGUUCAUUGUUCUGUAUGCAGUUGUAUGUAUUUUUAUAUGUGUGUAUAUAUACCAUUUGGUGAAAUUUACUUACUGAAUUUGUAAUAAAAAAAGGUUUGAUGUAAUAAUAUUGAGUCAUGAAGGUUAUGGAAUG